This is a messenger RNA of Anastrepha ludens (Mexican fruit fly), 951 nucleotides long. RefSeq lists its product as uncharacterized. Bases 151 to 795 code for a protein of 214 amino acids. The record is from RefSeq and is a predicted model, not a curated record. Lineage: Eukaryota; Metazoa; Arthropoda; Insecta; Diptera; Tephritidae. Gene Ontology annotation, cellular component: nucleus; transcription regulator complex. The transcript has 3 exons. Gene Ontology annotation, biological process: regulation of transcription by RNA polymerase II.
GUGUUUGCCUUUUAUCUGUAAUUCAUUGUGUUUAGGUGUUUAUUUCAUUUAUGUGCGAGACAUUUUGCUGUUGUUAAAAUAAAACUCAACACGGAAUCGAAAGUACCUUAAACCACAAAUACAAAAAUAAAGUUUAAUUAGACCAACAACAUGACAUCCAGAUUGGAUUUCGAUACAAAACUAGUUGAUUUGGUACGAGCAAAUCCAUUGCUUUAUGAAAAGGAAGUACGUAGUUCACCAUACAAUCUCAUGAAGAAGAAAGCUGAACUUUGGCGAAGUAUUGCCUCAUCUUUAGGUGUUGAAACCAAGUACUGCGUGAUACGAUGGAAAAAUCUUCGAGACAAAUUUCGUCGCGAAUUGCAGAGGUUACAGGAGAUGGACCGCAAAGCAGGCGGCGUGAAGACCCCCAAAGGAUCUACAUGGCAUUUGUUAAACAAAAUGAGUUUCCUUGAAAGCCAUAUACGCCUACACUGUUCACACAGUACGAAAUGUCCCGCUAACAAUAUACGAUCCAGCUGGAUUGAAAUGGAUGCAGAGCAGCUUAUUGAACAAGUAACAAACGAAGAUGAUCCUUUACAAGAAGCUAUGGAUGAGCAAACCGUCAGUUUUGAUACAAAAAAGGAUAAUGUGGUGAAUUCGCCUCCAGUCACGUCUUUUAUGAAACGCAUCGAGAGCUUGCUUGAAGGUAUGGAUGUUGCUAAUCGAACUAAGGCUGAAAAACGCAUUGUAGCGUAUCUUUGUAAAUGCCAACUCAAAUCGCUGGAGAAUGAGAGCAUUGACGACGUAGUAAUAUAAAGAAGAUUACAUUUCAAACACUUUCCACUUUUACUCGUAUCUCAGUUUUAUACAUACAUCCAAUAUAAAUUAAUUAUAAAGUAGGUUUAAGAACUAGUCAAAACUUAAGGAAAAUAAAAUAAAUCAUAAAUUAGCUGUAUGAUUUGAUAGAAGUAA